Symbiodinium sp. CCMP2456 is the source of this 615-nucleotide messenger RNA. The record is from the annotation of a GenBank genome assembly. NCBI's taxonomy places the organism in Eukaryota, Dinophyceae, Suessiales, Symbiodiniaceae.
AUGGACUCCAGUGCAACCAGGGUCUCUGCAAAGGGAGGCCGUGCCUGGGAGCCGGGCAAAGGCUUUUCUUUGGAAGGUUCGGGGAAGGAGCAUUUGGUGGAAGCGGCCCAAGACCGCCUUCUGGAGAACGUUGUUGCAGGCAUCAACCAGGACACCGGGCAAGGAAAGCGCAUUCGCGAGCAGUGGAUCUGUGCACAAGCCUCCAAUCUUCAGGUGAAAGAGGCUCUGCGAGCCCGGAACUUCCCCACACAGCUGCCGGGGCUGAAUGCUUCAGGACAUGGUCGCAAAGCCACCAGGGAUGCAUGUGAAGCAUUUUGGCCGGAAAAAUGGUGUCGGGUACUUCACGAUGACGAGAUUCUUGCCGAGCUUGUCGUCGAUUGCGCCAUAAACUCCAUUGUGGAUUCCUUCCUGGACUCAGCAAUAGAGUUGCUUGAAGCUCACGAAGGCUGGGCCUUGAAGAGUACUGGCAGUGGGAAAUCUCCCCACAGAUCGGUGGGCAUGGGUAAUCCGCUGGUGGCUGGUGGCUGGGCUGGGACCUCAGCUGCAUGUACUCUCCAAAGACGUUCUUCGAGUCUCUUUUCUGCCCGCCUACUUCUCGAAGCAGUACAUCAUUGA